Ostreococcus tauri is the source of this 498-nucleotide messenger RNA. RefSeq names its product Cdk-activating kinase assembly factor MAT1,centre. The record is from RefSeq and is a predicted model, not a curated record. NCBI's taxonomy places the organism in Eukaryota, Viridiplantae, Chlorophyta, Mamiellophyceae, Mamiellales, Bathycoccaceae. Gene Ontology annotation, biological process: regulation of cyclin-dependent protein serine/threonine kinase activity; regulation of transcription by RNA polymerase II; DNA repair. Gene Ontology annotation, cellular component: transcription factor TFIIH holo complex. The transcript has a single exon. The coding region runs from base 1 to 498 and encodes 165 amino acids.
AUGGACCUCGCGCGCGCCGUUCGCGCGCGAGAGCGCGUCUUGAACGCGUUCAACCGCGAGCAGAGCGAUUUCGCGACGUUACGCGAGUGGAACGACUACCUGGAGCGACGAGAGGAGUUGAUCUUCAAUCUGACAGAAGGCAUCGAUGUGACGGCGACGGAGGCGGCGAUCGCGGAGCACAGGCGGAUGCACGGGAGUGAGAUUGCGGCUUUAAAUGCGCGGCGACGGGCGGCGAGCGGAUUCGGGGAUGCGAGUGGGGCGGAGGCGGAUGGGGGGUACGUCCCGGAGACGGCGAACGCUAUGACGGCCAUGCCGGUGCCGACGAGCGCGGUGCGACGAGGGUUGGAAGCGACGAGUUUGGGAUACGACGAGAAUACGGAAGAGGGACGGCGAGCGCGAGCGGAGGCGAUCGCGCGGGCGUGUGGGUUCGAUGGGAAGGCGGUUGCGCGGUUGCGGUGCGUUCGAGAGGCAUUCGCAACCAUUUGGGCUGGUGCGUGA